GCUGCAUGUGCUGUUCGGUUGGAGUAAACAUAACAAUAUGACAAGGUUUGCUAGAGCGAAGGGCUCGAAGUCCUCGAAUUCCAGAUCAGCAGAAGAUGCCACUGAUUGGAAAGAGUUCAAACGCCAGCCUGAGAAACCAACGAAUGAAUAUAGUGCUGUAGUGAAGAAGACCAUCAAACAGAUCAAGGAAGGUGGUCCCCCAAAGGCAUCAGCUUGGGCAGAUUUCGGUGUUACUGCGCCUCAAGCAACGUCGAAAAGCAAAGAGAAGUCUUCAAAGGGUGAAGAGUCAAAUGAAAAGCCGAAGAGAAAACGAACACGAAAACAGAAAAAGCCUGUAGGAGGUGAUGGAGAUGAAGGAGCGAACAAGAAGGUAAAGCCGGAAGAUCCUGAGAAAUCAAGUCAAUCUCGAGAGAAUUCCAUAUCAAAUGAAUCCAAUCCAAACGUAAAUGGAAAGUUUCCAAAGGACAACGAGUCCAUUACAAAGCCGAAGAGAAAGCGAAAGCACAAAAAGUCUGUUGGAGAUGAAGGGGACGAAGGAGCCCAAAAGAAGCCUAAGGCGAAUGAGCCUGAGAAAGCAAGUCAAUCUCAUGAGAAUUCCACAUCUAAUGAAACCAGUCCACACAAAAAUGGAAAUUUUCAAAAGGGUAAUAAGUCCCAUAAGAAGCCAAAAGGUGAAUCCAAUGCAAACCAAAAUGGGAAGUUUCAAAAAGGCAACCAGUCUAUUAAGAAACCAAAAUCUGGUAUUCAGCUACCAGAUGGUACAUUCAAGAAAAGGAAACCAGUGGAGUCUCGCACUCUUCAGAUCAAUGGCACAUCAGUGCAAGUUAUAAAGUUUGAUGGGUACGAUAUCAAACAGGAAGAUGCUGUGCGGCUUAAGGAAAUUCGACAGAAAAUGCAUGAAGCGGGCAUCCCCAAAGCUGAGAUUGAUAUGGCAAUGAAAAGGGAACGAAGAAAUGCUGAGAGAGCAUUGCAUCGCGAGCUAAAGAAAGUAUGCUUCAACUGCCGCAAAGCUGGACAUCCAUUAUCCGAAUGCCCCGAAUUGGUCUCAAGCGAAUUCAAGAAUGUAGAGAAAACUGGCACUAGCAAUAUUUGUUACAAAUGUGGUUCUACAGAACACACGCACUUUCAGUGCCAAGUCAAGAAGAACAAGGAAUACAGCUUUGCCACUUGCUUUAUUUGUAAAGAGCAGGGCCACAUAUCAAGCCAGUGCCCUGAUAAUCCUAGAGGACUGUAUCCAAAGGGAGGUUCCUGUAAAGUCUGUGGUGAAGUCACUCAUUUGAAAAAAGAUUGUCCCCAGCUUGCCAAGGACAGGACUGAGAAUGUUGUUACUCUUGACACAUUUUCAUCGACCAGCAAUGUGGAGAGCCUGGAAGACAAAGUGAAUAAUACCAAGCCCUUCAACAAGACUCCUAGACAAAAUAAAAUAAUAAAGUUUUAAGUGGAGGCAUUGUAUCUUUAUUAUAUUCUUAAAUAAUUGGACAAUAAAAUAAAGCAGGCAAAUCUGUAA
Molecule: messenger RNA, 1507 nt
Organism: Thrips palmi
Lineage: Eukaryota; Metazoa; Arthropoda; Insecta; Thysanoptera; Thripidae
Product: zinc finger CCHC domain-containing protein 9-like
Exons: 3
Coding region: 38-1438 (466 amino acids)
Molecular function (GO): zinc ion binding; nucleic acid binding
Source: RefSeq, a predicted model, not a curated record